GGGAUCACGGGGUAAACACAUCAGCCACACCAACUACAAAAGACAGGCGACCAAGAAAUGCCGCGUGAAUUUCAUAAUUGAGCAGUAAAUAAAGACUAAAAACUUCAUUCACAUCCGACGUCCGGAUUUUUUCUUGGCAUUUGGACUUUGAAGCUUUAGUCAGAGGUCAGGCAGUUAUAAAUACGAGCAUUGAACAGCAAGUGAGGCAUUUACGCACCAGGGCGAUAUCACUAUGGCCAUAUGGAUUCUAGUCGGCUCUUUUUUCAUGUUACUGCAAACUGCUGCCGGCCAGACCAGUAUACGGUGGUGCACGAUCUCUACAGAGGAGGCGAAGAAAUGUAACGCCAUGUCGGAGGCCUUCAUGAGAGCUUCAAUUCGUCCGGAGCUCAAAUGCGUCGACGUGACUACAGUGGAGGAAUGCGCGCGCAAAAUCACGGCGAACGAAGUGGACGCCUUCUCCGUAAACUCUAAGGACAUCUACGAACUGGGGAAAACGGCUUCCUUCAAAAUGGCAGCCGGGGAGUCCGAUUCUGCAGGAGAGGGCACUGUGUACUAUGCUGUUGCCGUGGUGAAGAAGGCAAACCCCAGCGUCAACAUCAACUCUCUGAGGGGCCGUAAGACCUGUCACACAGGCAAGGGCCGCACGGCCGGCUGGAACAUGCCCCUGGGCUACCUGAUAGACCAGGGCAAGAUGUCCGUCAUGGGCUGUAACAUCUCUCAGGGGGUGGCUGACUUCUUCAGUGCCAGCUGUAUCCCAGGGGCGCAUGGCGACCCCCCCUCCCUGUGUAAGCUGUGUGUGGGCAACGGGGCGGGGCAGCACGUGUGUGACAUGACCACGGACGAGAAGUACUUUGCUUACAGCGGUGCCUUCAGGUGCCUGGUUGAGGAUGCAGGAGAGGUGGCCUUUGUGAAACACACAACUGUGGCAGAAAACACUGAUGGUUCUGGGGAGGUCUGGGCCCAGGGCCUGAGCUCCUCCGACUACCAGCUGCUGUGCCGCGACGGGACGCGGAUGCCCGUCUCAGAGUACCGACGCUGCCACCUGGUCAGGGUGCCAGCCCGUGGCAUCGUGGUCCGCCAUGACAUCAGCAGCUCCCUGGUCUACCAGAUGCUGAAAGAUGGCCUGCAGAAGUCUGGCUUCUCCAUGUUCUCCUCAGUAGAAGGCACCAACCUGCUCUUCAGUGAUUCGUCCACACAGUUCCUUGAAGCUCGUUCUGAGGAUCCUAAGGUGUGGAUGGGAGACAUCUACCACAACGCCCUGAGAGCCAUGGACUGUAAUCCUAAUGAGGUCCCUGAAGGCCUGCGCUGGUGUGUGUUGUCGAGCGGGGAGCAGCAGAAGUGUGCAGACAUGGCCGUCGCCAUGGACAACAAGUCCCUGAGACCUGUCAUCCAGUGUUUGUACGGCUCCUCAGUAGAAGACUGCAUGAAGAAGAUCCAGAACAAAGAAGCCGAUGCCAUCACUCUGGAUGGAGGCUACAUCUACACAGCAGGGAAGAGUUAUGGUCUGGUUCCUGCCACCGGAGAAAGCUACACAGGGGACUAUGAUGGUAGUAUCUACUAUUCGGUGGCGGUGGUGAAGAAGUCGAACCAGGACAUCCACACUCUAGAUGACCUGAGGGGAAAGAGAUCCUGCCACACGGGCUACGGCCGCACCGCUGGCUGGAAUGUUCCCAUGGCAACACUGAUGGACAAGGGUAUCAUCAGACCCCAGCCGUGCGACAUACCUCAAGCGGCGGGAGAGUUCUUUCAGAGCAGCUGUGUCCCUGGGGCCAACCAGCCCGGUUUCCCUAGCAACCUGUGUGACCUUUGUAAAGGGGACAGCAGCGGACAGAACAAAUGUGACAAGGACAAGGACCUGUUUGACGGAUACGAGGGAGCCUUCAGGUGUCUAGCCUCAGGAUCAGGGGAUGUGGCCUUCAUCAAACACUCCACAGUCUUCCAAAACACUGACGGUAACUCUGGGGAGUCGUGGGCAGUGGACCUCAAGUCCUCCCAGUUCCAGCUGCUCUGUCCUCAGGGCUCCAGGGUGGAGGUGACUCAGUACCAGCAUUGCAACCUGGCGCGUGUCCCCUCCCACGCCGUCAUGGUACGACCCGACACCAACAUCCAUGCUGUCUUCGGCCUGCUGGACAGAGCCCAGGGCUACUUUAAAGAUGACGCAGGCCCAGGCUUCCGGAUGUUUGACUCGACCGGCUAUGAAGGAACCGACCUGAUCUUUAAAGACUCCACCGUUGCCCUGAUCGGUGUGGCCGACAGGAAGACCUACGAGGACUGGCUGGGGCAGGAGUAUAUGCACUCUCUGACCAACAUGGAGUGUAACUCCUCCAGUAUAGUGAGGUCCUCUGCCUCCCUGCUCCUGGUGGCUCUGCUCAGCUCUGCGCUCUCCUUCCUCUGGGCCUAGACACGUCUAGUCCCUGGCCUUCUUCCCCUGCUCCUGACCCCACGUCCCCCCUGCCCUCAGCUCCAACCAGUGCCACAGCCCCACCCUCAACCCCUCCUCACGCCAGCCCCAGCCCGCCCUCACCCCAGCCACAUUCCCAGCCUCAACCCCUCCUCACCCCAGCCUCAACCUAGCCCCUGCCCGCCUCACCCUAGCCCCGCCCACCUCACCCCACCCCCAACCUGCCUUACCCACCCACUGCCCUCCAGUCCCAUCUCUGUUUAUCAGCUACCACUCUUCAACUGCGCGUCAAUCACCAACAGUGCCUUUGAGCAUGUCCUCUUGUCUUUUACAGUGAUUGCUGACUACUCUACUAGAUGAACUUGCACUUGUGGGUGUAAAUGAUUAAGGGGGGGGGGGGGGGG
This is a messenger RNA of Hypomesus transpacificus, 2805 nucleotides long. RefSeq names its product melanotransferrin (gene meltf). Bases 233 to 2401 code for a protein of 722 amino acids. Gene Ontology annotation, biological process: iron ion transport. Gene Ontology annotation, cellular component: recycling endosome; plasma membrane; early endosome. The record is from RefSeq and is a predicted model, not a curated record. Lineage: Eukaryota; Metazoa; Chordata; Actinopteri; Osmeriformes; Osmeridae. The transcript has 16 exons.